Molecule: messenger RNA, 3741 nt
Organism: Hippoglossus stenolepis (Pacific halibut)
Lineage: Eukaryota; Metazoa; Chordata; Actinopteri; Pleuronectiformes; Pleuronectidae
Gene: eif4g2a
Product: eukaryotic translation initiation factor 4, gamma 2a
Exons: 19
Coding region: 605-2686 (693 amino acids)
Cellular component (GO): eukaryotic translation initiation factor 4F complex
Molecular function (GO): mRNA binding; translation initiation factor activity; protein binding
Source: RefSeq, a predicted model, not a curated record
AACCCCUUUUCCCACCCCCAAAACUAGAAAUUUAUUCUUUUCAGAUAUUCUUUGUCAAGCCGCCAAAGUGGAGAGUGUCGUUGCAACAGGGGGUCCUUCUCGUUUCAGCGAGUUCCUGGGGAAAACCUCAGGUUCUAGCGUUCAGAGAUGGGUCCCUUCUCGAAACACUAGACGAGAGGUAAUCUCCUCAAACAACAAAGGACUAAAUGAUGUAAUCUUUAGGAAAGUGAGAGGCAUAUUGAAUAAGCUGACUCCUGAGAAGUUUGACAAACUAUGCCUGGAGCUCCUCAAUGUGGGUGUAGAUACAAAGUUUGUCUUGAAAGGAAUCAUCUUGUUGAUUGUUGACAAAGCCCUUGAGGAGCCCAAGUACAGCCAGUUAUAUGCUCAACUAUGCCUACGCUUAGCCGAGGAUGCACCAAACUUUGAAGAACCAACAACAGAAAAUCAAGCAACACAAAAGCAGAAUACUACCUUCCGAAGGCUUCUCAUCUCCAAGCUUCAAGAUGAGUUCGAGAACCGUGCUAGAAAUGUCGAAGUCUUUGAAAAACACGAUGGCCCACUCACUUCUGAAGAGGAGGAGCAGCGGGCUAUUGCAAAGCAUAAGAUGUUGGGCAACAUCAAAUUCAUCGGUGAACUUGGCAAACUCAACCUUAUCCAUGAAUCGAUUCUACACAAGUGCAUCAAAACACUUUUGGAAAAGAAGAAGAGAGUCCAGCUUGCUGAUAUGGGUGAAGAUUUGGAAUGCCUCUGUCAGAUAAUGAAAACAGUGGGACCUAAACUUGAUCACGACAAGGCUAGGUCUUUGAUAGAUCAGUACUUUAGCCGCAUGCGAUCCAUAACGAACAACAAGGAACUUCCAGCGAGGAUUCGUUUCCUGCUGCAGAACAUGGUGGAGCUGCGAGCCAAUAACUGGGUCCCACGCAAGGCAUAUAUUGACAACGGACCAAAGACGAUCAACCAAGUUCGUCAGGAGGCAGCAAAGGAUUUGGGCGUUUUUAUUCCACAUUCGAAUGAUGGAAUGAGGAAUGAGUUCUUCAUGGACAACUCUUCCUUUAUGCCAAGGAUGAAGUUUGAUAGGGAAACUCUCGGUGGACUGGCUGAAAUGUUUGGACAAAUGCCUGGAAUUACCAUUGGGACAGGUCCAGGAGUCAUUCAGGACCACUACUCUCCUACCAUGGGACGUCACCGCACAAACCCACUUUACAACGGCCACAUCGGAAAUGGCAACGGUUCACACCAGCCUCAGUUUGAAGCAGGAAACAAACCGUUCAUAAAACCUAACCAGGGGCAGGGUUCACCGGUCUUCAACCACAAGCAGAAUCACUCAGGGCAGAUGCAGUCUAAGGAAAUGUCUUCACGAUUCGGCAAGAAAGGAAAACUCAAUGCUGAUGAGAUCAGUCUGAGGCCAGCACAGUCAUUCAUCUUGAGCAAAAAACAACCGCCGAAGAUGCUGCCACACAUGGCCAUGAUCCCCCAAAGUGCCCAAGGUUCACCACUCGGACAGUCUCCACAGCUUGGCUUGAAGACCAAUCCACUUCCGAUUCAAGAAAAACCCAUAAAGUCCAUCAAAAAAGCUCCUCCAACAAAGGAAGAGUUGCACAAAAUGACGGAGACACUGAUGACUGACUACCUGAACAACAAGAACAUCGAUGAGGCAGUGAAUGCAGUGAGGGAGAUGAAAGCUCCCAAGUAUUUUUUGUCUGAGAUGCUGAAUAAAAUCGUGGUUCAGUCCCUUGAUCGGUCAGAUGAGGAUAAGGAACAAGCAAGCGCCCUGAUUCACGCACUCUGCACAGAGGGCCUCGUCGCUGGUGAAAACCUGAUGCAGGCCGUUCUGAGUGUCCUGGACCAGUGCCCCAAGAUCGAGGAAGAAGUCCCACUGGUGAAGUCUUACCUGGCCCAGUUUGCAGCGCAUGCCAUCGUCGCUGAUUUGGUCAGCCUUGCAGAUUUGGCCCAUCACCUGGAGAACGGUGCACAUUUCCCCCUUUUCCUGCUCUGUCUGCAGCAGAUGGUCAAACUGAGGGACCGUGACUGGCUGACUGACCUGUUCCAGCUGAGCAAAGUCAACAUGCAGAAGAUGCUACCCGAAUGUGACCAAAACAAGGACAGAAUGCUGGAGAUUCUGGAGGGAAAAGGUCUCAGCUUUUUGUUCCCUCUGAUGAAACUGGAAAAGGAGCUGCUGAAACAGAUUCAAGUAGAUCCCUCCGCACAGUCCAUCUACAAGUGGAUCAAGGACAACAUCUCUGCUAAACUCCACACAGACAAAGGCUUUGUCAACAUCCUUAUGACCAGCUUCUUGCAGUACAUUGCUUAUGAGACCAACCCUGAUGACGAUGAAGAGCAGCUUGCAGCACCCAGCAAGGAACAGCAGGACGAGGAGAAGCAGCUGCUGCUGUCUUUCAAACCGGUGAUGCAAAAGUUCCUGCACGAUCACAUCGAACUCCAAGUCGGUGCUCUGUACGCCCUGCAGGUCCACUGCAACACCAAAGGGUUCCCCAAAGGCAUGUUGCUGCGCUACUUUGUGAACUUUUAUGACAUGGAAAUAAUUGAAGAGGAAGCCUUCCUUUCAUGGAAAGAAGACGUCACCCAAGAGUAUCCAGGGAAGGGCAAAGCAUUAUUUCAGGUGAACCAGUGGCUGACCUGGCUGGAAACUGCAGAAGAGGAGGAGUCAGAGGAUGAAGAUUAUUAAGGAACAGGCCAAAGCCAUGUGUUAUCAGGAUGCAAUGAUUUUCUUUUCUUUUUUUUACUUUUUGUAAUAGUUUGUUGUCUCAUGUGCUCUUCCCCCUCCCACCCAAACUCCUUCCCCCUCCCUUCCAAACUCCUUCCCCCUCCUUUAUAUUUUUCAACCACUGUUACAGUUCAUUACACUAUGAAAUGCUUUGUCAGAUCAAGCCAGCAUCACCAUCUUUCUCAUAUUUAUGCUUUACAUUCUAAUUUCUCUUAUUUGAUGUCCUACAGCUGAUGUUUUAUACAUUUCAAUCAUCUUGGGUUGGUUUCUUUUACAGUAGGCGGUAUUUUGCAGAAAACGUAUCGACGCGAAACCUGACCCAUUUUAUCAGGAGUCACUAAGUGCUGCCGAAACUGUUUACAAAAGAGAAAAGGCUCUAAAGUACUGCAAAGAGACCUUCCUCCGUGUUUUAUCAGCAUUUGUUAAUCAGUUUUUAGACGCACUUCGCUCAACAUCUUGAGUCGUUGCAAUAGUAAAAUACUUUCCCCUGAUUUAUUCAAUCGAUCAGAAUCCUUUUCCUGUGCUUGAAAUCAGACCAUUUUGUCUCAAAUCAAAAUCUUAAGCAGGAAAUGAUGACCGCAACAUCAAUGGUCUGUUUUCAUUUGCACAGUGAUUUCAGUAACCCACAUUAAGCUUAACGAAUUAAGAGCUUUUUUUAUGUAUGAAACUUUUGUGCUGUUAGGAAUGAAUCUGUGUGGCCUUCACUUUUUUAAUUUAUCAAUUAAUAUGGAUAUACCUCUAACGUAUCUCAGACUAUACUUGAACGUCUCCGUUUCCGGACUGAGGCAGCCAAAGCUUAGUUUCCUGUGCUAGAUGUUCACCACCACCAUGCGUGGAAAUUUUAAGUCCGUUUGCCAUAUUUGUCGAGUUUUUAAAUGGUCUUUUUAUCUUCACAGAAUUACCGAGAAUGUACUGUAUGUGUAAACUUAAAAGGUUUUGGAGUUCUACCGGGAUUUUAAGUGUGACAUGUUUAGUGUACAAUUACGGCUCAAGGUUGAAAUAAAGUUAACAGUUAA